This is a messenger RNA of Trypanosoma rangeli, 528 nucleotides long. Its product is annotated as retrotransposon hot spot (RHS) protein. Bases 1 to 528 code for a protein of 175 amino acids. The record is from RefSeq and is a predicted model, not a curated record. Lineage: Eukaryota; Euglenozoa; Kinetoplastea; Trypanosomatida; Trypanosomatidae. The transcript has a single exon.
AUGGCGGCUGGCUCCUACCUCCUCUGCCAGCUGCUGCACUACGACGCUGGAAAAAUGCAUGUGGUUGUGUACUGCGUUGGAAGAAUUUUGGCAUACAUGUUUGAGAAGACCACACAAACGGUGGCACAAUACGAGGGCGAGCUUAUUAUUAGGGGGGCUAUAAUACAUUUGGUCAGGAAUGGAAUGAAAGGGUGUGCUAUCUACGAGGCUGCAGAGUGGUUCCACGCACCAUCAGAAGUUUUUUUGCCCUCCCCCCAUUUAUGGAGCAUGAUUGUUGUGUCACCCCCGCACGAAAAUAACUUCUCAUCAUGGGAGGAACGCGCGUGUGCCAUGCGCAUCAUCAUGAAUUGCCCUGAGGAGCUUGAGGUGAAGGCGAUGUGUGCGUGGAGGAUGUGUCAUCAGCCUGCAGAGGAGCAAGAUGAGUGCUGGAGAAGAAGGGUGCAACAACGCAUGGAUGACGUUGGACCAAUUCUACGUUGGAUCUUUGAUGCGGAUGCGUAUCUGGUGCGCCGUCUGAUCGCUUGUUGA